GAGCUGCCCAGGGGUGCAACAUCUGCAAAGAAGCAGCUGCAGGAUGAAAAGAUGGCAGCGCGGCUGCUGGCACCACCGGGCCCCGAGAGUUUUAAACCCUUCACUCCGGAGUCUCUGGCCAACAUCGAGAAGCACAUCGCGGAGCUGAAGAAGAAGCAGCGCUCCAAGCAGGACAGCAGCCACCGCGAUGACGACGAGGACAGCAAACCAAAACCAAACAGUGACCUUGAGGCGGGCAAGAAUUUGCCUUUCAUCUACGGGGACAUCCCUAAAGGGCUGGUUGCUGUGCCACUGGAGGACUUUGACCCUUAUUAUAUGACCCAGAAAACCUUUGUAGUACUAAACAGAGGGAAAACACUCUUCCGAUUUAGUGCCACACCUGCCUUGUACAUUUUAAGUCCUUUUAAUCUGUUUAGAAGAAUAGCUAUUAAAAUUUUGAUACAUUCAGUAUUUAGCAUGAUCAUUAUGUGCACUAUUUUGACCAACUGUGUAUUCAUGACUUUUAGUAACCCUCCGGAAUGGUCAAAGAAUGUGGAGUACACAUUCACCGGGAUUUACACGUUUGAAUCACUCGUGAAAAUCAUCGCCAGAGGUUUCUGUAUAGACGGCUUCACCUUCCUGCGGGAUCCCUGGAACUGGCUGGAUUUCAGCGUCAUCAUGAUGGCAUAUGUCACAGAGUUUGUGGACCUUGGGAAUGUCUCAGCAUUGAGAACUUUCAGAGUUCUCCGAGCUUUGAAAACUAUCUCUGUAAUUCCAGGCCUGAAGACCAUCGUGGGUGCCCUGAUCCAGUCUGUGAAGAAGCUGUCGGACGUGAUGAUCCUGACAGUUUUCUGUCUCAGUGUCUUCGCCCUCAUCGGGCUCCAGCUCUUCAUGGGCAAUUUAAGGAACAAAUGUGUGAUUUGGCCAAUUAAUGUCAACGAGACCUUUCUGGAUAACGGCUCCAGGGGCUUUGACUGGGAGGAAUACACCAAUAAUAUGUCAAAUUUUUACAUCAUUCCUGGCGCCCCUGACCCUUUGCUCUGUGGUAACAGCUCAGAUGCAGGGCAAUGCCCGGAGGGAUACACGUGCAUGAAGGCGGGACGGAACCCCAACUACGGCUACACCAGCUUCGACACCUUCAGCUGGGCUUUCCUGGCUUUAUUUCGCCUUAUGACUCAGGACUUCUGGGAAAACUUGUAUCAGUUAACCUUACGAGCGGCAGGAAAAACCUACAUGAUCUUCUUUGUGCUGGUGAUCUUCGUGGGAUCCUUCUACCUGGUGAACCUGAUUCUGGCCGUGGUGGCCAUGGCCUACGAGGAGCAGAACCAGGCCACCCUGGAGGAGGCAGAGCAGAAGGAGGCAGAAUUCAAGGCCAUGCUGGAGCAGUUGAAAAAGCAACAGGAAGAAGCACAGGCUGCUGCCAUGGUCACCUCGGCAGGGACGGUCUCUGAGGACGCCGUGGAAGAUGAUGGAGGGGGGAGGAUGUCUCGGAGCUCCUCGGAGAUUUCCAAGCUCAGUUCCAAGAGUGCCAAGGAGCGCCGGAACAGGAGGAAGAAGAGGAAGGACAGGGAGCUGUCGGAAGGAGACGAGAAGUGUGACAACGAGAAGGUGUUCAAGUCGGAGUCGGAGGAUGGCAUGAGGAGGAAAGCGUUCAGGCUGCCGGAUAACAGGCUGGGAAGGAAGUUCUCCAUCAUGAACCAGUCUCUCCUCAGCAUCCCGGGCUCCCCUUUCCUCUCCCGCCACAACAGCAAGAGCAGCAUCUUCAGCUACAAGGGCCGCUUCCGCGACCCGGUGUCGGAGAACGAGUUUGCGGACGACGAGCACAGCACGGUGGAGGAGAGCGAGGGCAGGAGGGACUCGCUCUUCAUCCCCAUCCGCGGCCGCGACCGGCGCAGCAGCUACAGCGGCUACAGCGGCUACAGCCAGGGCAGCCGCUCCUCGCGCAUCUUCCCCACGCUGCGCCGCAGCGUCAAGAGGAACAGCACCGUGGACUGCAACGGCGUCGUCUCGCUCAUCGGCGGGCCGCCCUCCAGCAUGCCCGGGGGUCGCAUCCUGCCCGAGGGCACCACCGAAAUCGAAAUCAGGAAGAAGCCUGGCGGGUCUCUCUUGGUCUCCAUGGAUCAGGUGAACGCGUCCUACGGAAGGAAGGAUCGCACCAACAGCGUCAUGACCGGGCUGACCAACACCCUCGUUGAGGAGCUGGAGGAGUCCCAGAGGAAGUGUCCCCCUUGCUGGUACAAAUUCGCCNAGCUGAGUCUGGCGGAUGUGGAAGGGCUCUCCGUGCUGCGAUCUUUCCGAUUGCUGAGAGUCUUCAAACUGGCCAAAUCCUGGCCCACUCUGAACAUGCUGAUAAAAAUCAUUGGUAACUCAGUGGGUGCCUUGGGGAAUUUGACCUUGGUGCUGGCCAUCAUCGUGUUCAUCUUCGCCGUGGUGGGGAUGCAGCUCUUCGGCAAAAGCUACAAGGAGUGUGUCUGCAAGAUCAAUCCGGAGUGUGAGCUACCCCGCUGGCACAUGCACGAUUUCUUCCACUCCUUCCUUAUUGUCUUCCGUGUGUUGUGUGGGGAGUGGAUUGAGACCAUGUGGGAUUGUAUGGAAGUGGCGGGCCAGGCCAUGUGCUUGAUUGUCUUCAUGAUGGUCAUGGUCAUCGGAAACUUAGUGGUGCUGAACCUGUUCUUGGCCUUGCUGCUGAGCUCCUUCAGCGCCGACAACCUGGCGGCCACGGACGACGACGGCGAGAUGAACAACCUGCAGAUCUCGGUGAUCCGCAUCAAGAAGGGCAUCGCCUGGACCAAGGCCAAGGUGCGCGAGUUCAUGCAGGUGCACUUCAAGCAGCGGGAGGCGGACGAGGUGAAGCCCCUGGACGAGCUGUACGACAAGAAGGUGAACUGCAUCGCCAACCACACCGGCGCCGACAUCAACAGGGACAUCGACUUCCAGAAGAACGGCAACGGCACCACCAGCGGCAUCGGCAGCAGCGUGGAGAAGUACAUCAUCGACGAGGACCACAUGUCCUUCAUCAACAACCCCAACCUGACCGUCCGCGUGCCCAUCGCCGUGGGCGAGUCCGACUUCGAGAACCUCAACACGGAGGAUUUCAGCAGCGACACGGACCCCGACGGCAGCAAGGAGAAACUGGACGAGAGCAGCUCCUCUGAGGGCAGCACCAUCGAUAUCAAGCCUGAGGUGGAGGAAGUUCCCGUGGAGGCACCGGAGGAGUACCUGGACCCCGAUGCCUGCUUCACUGAGGGGUGCAUGCAGCGCUGCAAGUGCUGCCAGGUGAACAUCGAGGAAGGGCUGGGAAAGUCGUGGUGGACCUUGAGGAAAACUUGUUUCCUAAUCGUGGAGCACAACUGGUUCGAGACCUUCAUCAUCUUCAUGAUCCUCCUGAGCAGCGGGGCUUUGGCUUUCGAGGAUAUUUACAUCGAGCAGAGGAAAACCAUCCGGACCAUCCUGGAGUACGCAGACAAAGUCUUCACCUACAUUUUCAUCCUGGAGAUGCUGCUCAAGUGGUGCGCCUACGGCUUCGUCAAGUUCUUCACCAACGCCUGGUGCUGGCUGGAUUUCCUCAUCGUGGCUGUCUCUUUAGUCAGCCUUAUAGCUAAUGCCCUGGGCUACUCGGAACUAGGUGCCAUAAAAUCCCUUAGGACCCUAAGAGCCUUGAGGCCUUUAAGAGCGUUAUCCCGAUUUGAGGGGAUGAGGGUGGUUGUCAACGCCUUGGUUGGCGCUAUCCCUUCCAUUAUGAAUGUCUUGUUGGUCUGCCUUAUCUUCUGGCUGAUUUUCAGCAUUAUGGGGGUUAACCUGUUUGCCGGGAAAUAUCAUUACUGCUUUAAUGAAACAGCUGAGCAUCGCUUUGAGAUAGAUGUUGUUAACAACAAGACUGACUGCGAAGCUCUGAUGCCUCCCAACUCCACGGAGAUCCGCUGGAAGAAUGUGAAAAUUAACUUUGACAACGUUGGGGCGGGAUACCUGGCUCUGCUGCAGGUGGCGACAUUCAAGGGCUGGAUGGACAUCAUGUAUGCAGCUGUUGAUUCCAGAAAGCAAGAAGAACAACCCAAAUACGAGGACAACAUUUACAUGUACAUUUACUUCGUCAUCUUCAUCAUCUUCGGUUCCUUUUUCACCCUCAACUUGUUCAUCGGCGUCAUCAUCGACAACUUCAAUCAACAAAAGAAAAAGUUUGGAGGUCAAGACAUUUUCAUGACAGAAGAACAAAAGAAAUACUACAAUGCCAUGAAAAAACUGGGCUCCAAGAAGCCUCAAAAACCCAUUCCAAGACCUCUGAACCGCAUCCAGGGCGCCGUCUUCGACUUCGUCACGCAGCAAGCCUUCGACAUCGUCAUCAUGAUGCUCAUCUGCCUCAACAUGGUGACCAUGAUGGUGGAGACGGACACGCAGAGCAAGCAGAUGGAGGACAUCCUCUACUGGAUCAACUUCGUCUUCGUCAUCUUCUUCACCUGCGAGUGCGUGCUCAAGAUGUUCGCCCUGCGCCACUACUACUUCACCAUCGGCUGGAACAUCUUCGACUUCGUGGUGGUGAUUCUGUCCAUCGUGGGGAUGUUCCUGGCUGAGAUCAUCGAGAAGUACUUCGUGUCCCCCACCCUGUUCCGAGUCAUCCGCCUGGCUCGCAUCGGCCGCAUCCUGCGCCUGAUCAAGGGAGCCAAGGGCAUCCGCACGCUGCUUUUUGCCUUAAUGAUGUCCCUGCCCGCCUUGUUCAACAUCGGCCUCCUGCUCUUCCUGGUCAUGUUCAUCUUCUCCAUCUUCGGCAUGUCCAACUUCGCCUACGUCAAGCACGAGGCCGGCAUCGACGACAUGUUCAACUUCGAGACCUUCGGCAACAGCAUGAUCUGCUUGUUCCAGAUCACCACCUCGGCGGGCUGGGACGGGCUCCUGCUGCCCAUCCUCAACCGCCCGCCCGACUGCGACCUGGACAAGGAGCACCCGGGCAGCGGCUUCAAGGGGGACUGCGGGAACCCCUCGGUGGGGAUAUUCUUCUUCGUCAGUUACAUCAUCAUCUCCUUCCUCAUCGUGGUCAACAUGUACAUCGCCAUCAUCCUGGAGAACUUCAGCGUGGCCACGGAGGAGAGCGCCGACCCGCUCAGCGAGGACGACUUCGAGACGUUCUACGAGAUCUGGGAGAAGUUCGACCCCGACGCCACGCAGUUCAUCGAGUACAGCAAGCUGGCGGAUUUCGCCGACGCCCUGGAGCACCCGCUGCGCGUCCCCAAGCCCAACACCAUCGAACUGAUCGCCAUGGACCUGCCGAUGGUGAGCGGGGACAGGAUCCACUGCUUGGACAUCCUGUUUGCCUUCACCAAACGCGUGCUGGGGGACAGCGGGGAGCUGGAUAUCCUGAGGCAGCAGAUGGAGGAGAGGUUCGUGGCUUCCAACCCUUCCAAAGUGUCUUACGAGCCCAUCACCACCACGCUGCGGCGCAAGCAGGAGGAGGUGUCGGCCGUGGUGAUCCAGAGGGCCUACAGGGCUCGUUUGGCGCGACGAGGAUUCAUCAGCCGCAGGCCCGCCGCCCCCAAACUGGAAAACGGGGGAGCAAACAGGGAGAAAAAGGAAGGAACCCCGUCCACGGCGUCGCUGCCCUCCUACGACAGCGUCACCAAACCCGAGAAGGAGAAACAGCAGCGGGCGGAGGAGGGGAGGAGAGAAAAGGCAAAGAGACAAAAAGACAGGGAACACAAGUGUUGAGACACACAAAAAAAAUAAAAAAUACACACACACACACAUACACACACACACAGGGGGAGAGAGGAGAGAGGA
This is a messenger RNA of Cyanistes caeruleus (blue tit), 5748 nucleotides long. Lineage: Eukaryota; Metazoa; Chordata; Aves; Passeriformes; Paridae. The record is from RefSeq and is a predicted model, not a curated record.